GAAUAAUAUUCUCCGCCGCUUACUUGUUCGUAAAAGACUUUUAAAAAGAGAGAGAAGAGAGAAGAGAGAAGAGAGAAAAUGGGAGGUGUAUUAUCAUCUGUGUUUGGAGGUGGUGGAGAAGAAGCAGUUGCAGCGAAUGAAUCCGAGCAAAGUCGCGUCAUGAAGUUUAGCUCAUCGGCUCGGUGGCAGCUUCACUUCAACGAGAUCAAAGAAUCCUCGAAACUGCUGGUGGUUGACUUCUCAGCAUCCUGGUGUGGACCUUGUAGGAUGAUCGAGCCUGCGUUCAUCGCCAUGGCUGCCAAGUUCACUGAUGUUGAAUUCGUCAAAUUGGAUGUCGAUGAACUUCCCGAUGUGGCUAAAGAGUUCAAUGUGACGGGGAUGCCAACUUUUGUGCUGGUGAAAAAUGGUAAAGAGAUUGAAAGGAUCGUUGGAGCAAGGAAAGAUGAACUUGAGAAGAAAGUUCUCAAACACAGGGCAUAGUAAUCCAUUAAGUUUACACCUUCUUCACCAAUAAGCCAGUUGUGUAAAACCUAUAUUAAUAAAUGGCUUUGUUGAUUCCUCUUUGUCCUUUCUUUUUGAUUGAUUGAAAUGGUUUGUUGAAAAUGUUUUAGACUCUGCUUUAUGAUGAUUAAGUUUAUGCAUCUA
This is a messenger RNA of Brassica oleracea var. oleracea, 645 nucleotides long. RefSeq names its product thioredoxin H2. The coding region runs from base 79 to 480 and encodes 133 amino acids. Lineage: Eukaryota; Viridiplantae; Streptophyta; Magnoliopsida; Brassicales; Brassicaceae. The transcript has 3 exons. The record is from RefSeq and is a predicted model, not a curated record.